Echinococcus granulosus is the source of this 1017-nucleotide messenger RNA. RefSeq lists its product as hypothetical. NCBI's taxonomy places the organism in Eukaryota, Metazoa, Platyhelminthes, Cestoda, Cyclophyllidea, Taeniidae. The record is from RefSeq and is a predicted model, not a curated record. The coding region runs from base 1 to 1017 and encodes 338 amino acids. The transcript is spliced from 9 exons.
AUGCAUACUAAAUCAAAUCUGCAAAGUGUGGGCCUGUGUUCUUUUUUAGGUCUGCUAAUUCGCCAUGUUACUGACGUUUGGUGCUUAAAUUUUGUUCACCAUUUGUUUAAAACUAGUAUUUCAUUAGUCACGCUUGAGAGAUUGACGAAUCAAAAAAUAUUGGACGAUUGCUAUUGUUCUGAAUAUCGUGACAAUAAAUCUACACCUUUAUUGACUAAGCAGAAUACAGACAUGGAAUGUUUGAAACCUAGGCUGGGCUUUGACUUUCAACUUUCUGACAAUUAUAAUCAGGCUAAUGGAAGAAUUCUAGCAUUUACAACAUCAUCCCUUUCCUACGUGACAAUCAGGGGAUCGGAAGAGUCAACAAAUCCUGCCACGAGGUGUACUGCGAUUGUGAAAGCAAAAUUUGAUAACUACUACUUGAUUAUACGUGCUGGAAUUGCCCAUUUUGAAAUGCAAAGCAUAGAAAUAAAAAUAGAAAAACAAAUGAUUGUGGUUAUCACUGUUUGUCCUGCUGGCACUGCACGUGCUCAGAAGCUAAUGCAACUGGAACAGUGCCAAAGAAAUUGUGCAAAAACAUAUGAGUUUAAUUGCAUCAAAUUGGGUCUUAUAAACCACAACAAUUUGGCUGUUAUUGACUUCCUAAUCUGCGGAGGCAACGACAGGCUAAUAGAUUAUCUAGAACACAACUUUGCUCAAGAAUGUUUAAAAAUUAGCAACACUAUGAUUGAAGAUAGAGAAGCUGAUAUAUCAGGCGCGUAUUUGUGCAAUAUAAAAGCAUUUGGAAAAAUAUGGAAACUAGUAAGUGGAGAGAUAGCAAUAUUUGGUUUCGUUAUAAUAAAAUUUGUUUGUAUAUCUCAAGGCGCAUUACGACCACCUUUUUUAGGUGCUCCAGACAUCGCCCUCACACUCAACGUCAUUUACGACAACAAGGCAUUGUACAAAAAUUGUGCUGAAGACACGUUCUUGAGGAAAAAUGGAAUUAUUGACUUCAAAGACGACAAUUCUAUGCUUUAA